AUGGAGGGAAGAAAAAAGAUGCAGAUCACGGCUCAGCUAGACGAUUUGGUAGCUGGUCAUGUGAGUUCCCUCUUUGCGCAGCUUCCAGAGGCUGAAGGAGACUUCUCAGCCAUCCAUCCACCGAAGGCGACACAGGCUGUACUAUCGCUUGCGACCUUCACCCCCGCCUGUCCACCCAAAAGAUCCACUACCGACCGUUUUCAAGACCUAUACCCCCCGGAGCUUAAGGAAUUCAACGGGGAAAACGGCAAGCCUAUUUAUUUCGCCGUUAAAGGCACCGUUUUUGAUGUCUCGCCGGGGCGAAGCUUCUAUGGACCUGGUGGCUGGUAUGAAAAUUUCGCGGGCCGAGACGCAAGUAGAGGGUUGGCAUGUGGAAGCUUCGACGAGGAUAUGUUGACCAAAGACUUGCAAGGACCUUUAGAUAAUCUCAAAGGCCUGAGGGACGAUGAGAUGGCAGCCUUGGCAGAUUGGGAAGCCAAGUUCCAGGAGAAGUACAUGGUCAUUGGCAACCUCGUUUCAGUUGGAGCAAAGAAAAGUUGA
Messenger RNA from Bacidia gigantensis, 540 nucleotides. RefSeq lists its product as uncharacterized. The coding region runs from base 1 to 540 and encodes 179 amino acids. Gene Ontology annotation, cellular component: membrane; endomembrane system. NCBI's taxonomy places the organism in Eukaryota, Fungi, Ascomycota, Lecanoromycetes, Lecanorales, Ramalinaceae. The transcript has 3 exons. The record is from RefSeq and is a predicted model, not a curated record.